GGAAGUAGGUACGUGGCCGCUUCAGCUGACAGUCUACAUGAUGGCGACAGAGGUUCAGAGCGGCGACCUCGACAGUGCUACUUCCAGCCGGCUCGAAGUGUCUAUCGAUGGCCUCACCCUCAGUCCCGACCCGGAGGACGAGCAGCUCCAGGCCCAGGAGCCGGAGCCCGAAGCCGCGGAGCCCGAGACCGACACACCGGCUGCAGCGGGAGGGGAAGAUGGAGAGACAGCCAGAUCAGCCAUAGAGAGGAAAUGGGGCUUUCCUCUGCUGGAGCUGUAUGGAAUGGGCCUUCAAUUCUUCAAAGAUAAAGAUGGAAAGGCCUUUCACCCGACAUAUGAGGAGAAGCUUCGGCUGGUGGCUCUGCACAAACAGGUGUUACUGGGUCCUUAUAAUCCUGAUGCUUCACCGGAGGUCGGUUUCUUUGAUGUCCUGGGCAGCGACCGCAGGAAAGAGUGGGCUUCCCUAGGUAACAUGGAGAAGGAGGAGGCCAUGGUGGAGUUUGUCAAGAUGCUGAACAAGUGCUGUAACCUCUUUGCUCCAUACGUCACUUCACACAAGAUCGAAAAGGAGGAGCAGGAAAGAAAAAGGAAAGAAGAGGAGGAGCGUCAGCGUCUGGAGGAGGAGGAGAGGGAGCGACAAAGACAGGAGGAGGAGAGAAGGAGGCUUGAGGAGGAGGAAAGGCUGAGGAGAGAGGAAGAGGAAAGGAGACAUGCAGAGGACGAACGGCUACGGAUUGAGCAGCAGAAACAACAGAUAAUGGCGGCUUUGAAUGCGCAGACGGCAGUGCAGUUCCAACAGUACGCUGCUCAGCAAUACCCCAACAGCCCGGAGCAACAGCUGGGCCUCAUCCGUCAGCUGCAGGAGCAACACUACCAGCAGUACAUGCAGCAGCUCUACCAGGUGCAGCUUGCCCAGCAACAGGCGGCCUUACAGAAGCAGCAGAUGCAGGCGGAUUCGAUGGUGCAGGGCUCCCUUGAAUCCAGCGGCUUCAGUAGUGGUGAACCCCUCGUCGCCUCAGCAGCAGGACCGAUGUGUGCAGCUUCACCUCCUGCCGGGGAAGAAGCCCCUACCAUCAAUGGAGGCCAGUCAGACUCGUACUCUGAGAGCAUGGACCGGGAGCCUGAGCCCGAGCCGGCAGAGGAGGUCUCAGAGAACGGCCCUUUAUUAGCUGACUCCCCACCAGUCAUCGCCGCCCCCUCCAUGUGGACACGGCCACAGAUCAAGGACUUCAAGGAGAAGAUCCGGCAGGACGCAGACAGUGUGAUCACGGUGGGCCGCGGUGAGGUGGUGACAGUGAGGGUGCCCACCCACGAGGAGGGCGCCUACCUGUUCUGGGAGUUUGCCACGGACUAUUACGACAUCGGCUUUGGGGUCUUCUUCGAGUGGACGGACGCUUCUACUGCCUCUGUCAGCGUGCACGUGUCAGAAUCCAGUGAUGAGGACGACGAUGAAGAAGCUGAUCCCCCCAGUGAGGAAGAGAAAGCGAAGAAGGAGGCGGGGAAGCCCCAGGUGGAUGAGAUUGUGCCGGUGUACCGGCGGGACUGUCAUGAGGAAGUGUAUGCUGGCAGCCACCAGUACCCCGGCCGCGGAGUCUACCUGCUUAAGUUUGACAACUCCUAUUCUCUCUGGCGCGCCAAGAGUGUUUACUACAGAGUCUACUACACCAGAUAAGCCUGAAAACAGACACAGGGGAGCCAAGGAGUGUGUUCAUAUAUAUGUGUGUGUGAGAUGUGUGUGUAGGUGAAGAUUUGUAUGAUGGCAGCCUGUAUGCUUGUGUGUGUGUGUGUGUGUGUGAAGGAGAUACCAGAUCUGUUCUGGACAAAACCACCAGAGGGUGACAAAGUGACACAUCUGGAGCCCUAGAUUUGAUAAUUGACUAAUAUGUGUGUACUUUGUGUGUAUGCGUGUCUCAUGAUACACCCAUGCUAGAGCCUGUCAUCGAGCCCUUGGAAGAGGAGUGUGUAUUCCUAUUGUAAAUCCAUCACCGGUCCUCACUGCUCUCACAUAGACCGAGCUGUAGGACUUCGCUCUCAUAUUGUAUUCGACCACCUUUCCCCCUGGGCUCCUCUUCUGUCAGCACCCAGCCCUACACUGUCCAAAGUGGCCUUGUGGCUGCUUCUGCCCUGAGUGAGACGCUUUCAUAGCCGUCAACGGAAACCAGGCAACCAAGCACUCUGCGAGCCAACGUUUCCUGUUUGGUCGUAAUAGUGGUUUGUUGUUUAUCCCACACGAACACAAGACAAUAUUGAAAAUCGAAUUAUAUUGCAAAUGUACUUCAUAACACUAUGCCUCUGGUCCAAGAGAGCCUUUGCCAAGUCUCUCUCACACAUUAAAAACACCGUUGUACACAAACCAUCUUUUUGUUGUAAAACAGUAGUCUGUUAUUCUCUCCCCUAUUCACCAUGCAUAUGUGAAGUUUUGAGAAAAUGUUCAGUGGAAGUAGUGCUCUUUUUGGCUUAUCUCUGGACAAAAACAGUCUGUCUUUCCCCUUUAUUUCUUCAUAUAAUAUGAUUGACAGAGAGCACCAGGAGUAGAUAUUUUGAAAUGGGGUCUGCUGGCAAAAUGCAUGAAGGACAGGCAAGAAGUCAUUCCAUGGUUACUGUCAUGAGUGUUAAGGAGUAAAUAUACAGUAGAAUGAAAUGCACAUGGAAAAGUAGGCCCUAGGGCUUUAUAAACUCAAGCAUCUCAGUGUGUUAUUCAGAAUAAGACGUUAAAAAACAUGAUCAAAUACAUCAUUUGUUCUCUCGUUUCUACAUUACUGAUUACAUAAAAUCACCCAGUUUCCUUUGCUAAUUAUUCUACAUGAUUGAAUCAAGAAAAGGAGCUAGUAUUACUACAAAUGUUAGAUCUUUAUUAACCCCGGAGGUUUUUGUGUUUGAGUUAUGAGAUGCUGCACUCAGCUCUGACAAACAAAUACUACUUAAAAUAAAGAAAAUCCAUCUUUUGGAGGUCAUGAUACAUUGUUACAUCUCUGCGGCGCUCAAAAAACAUCUAAUUCCAUACACAAAAUGCAGUGUUGGUCUGUUUCUUUUUCCUUUCUGGUAUGAAUGAACUCAAAUUGUCAUCUCGAUUAAGGUGUUGUGAAUAAACUAAGAUGAUGUAUUUGUUGGUGACGUGGUUGCUUACUUAACUCAGUUGGGACAACUUAGUGUAAUCAACUUUUGUUUCUUAGUUAAUUUGUUGCCAUUCUUGAGUUUUUUUUUUUUCUGUUGUUCAGUUUCACAUUUACAUGUACAUGCUUUAUGUACCUACCACCUUGGUGCAUUUCGAGCAGUGUGUUUUACUUUAUCACUCAUCGAGCUGUAUUUGUACAUUGUGUGUGUAUGCAACCAAUCUUUGAAGACACAGUGAUGGAGAAACUUGCAAAUUGAAUAAUCUUCCAAUGACCUUGCUGAGUGUAAGUUGAUAUUAUUUAAUUAAAGGCCACUCCUGCCUCCCAUCCAUUCAGUGAUUUGUAAAAACAAAAUGGCUUAAACAAGCCAUACAGUUCAAGAAAGUUCCCAAAUGUUCUGAUGUGUGAUGUUUGUUUUUCUUAUUGCUCACCAAAUGGUUUGAGUUGACUUGUUCAAGCCUUGUAUGUAAAUAAUUCUAUAAAUGAGUUUAUGUAUGGGUUUUUAGAUGUGGAAGAAGGCUAUGGUUUUGAGAAUCAGUGCUCUGUAAAAUAUGGUGAAUGAGAUAUAUGUAUACAUUUUAACCCGAAUGAAAGUCCAAAACUCGUAGAAAGUUUAAAACGGUAAGACUAUUGACAUUACAGACAGAAAAGCUCAUCUUUUUGUAUUGUUUUGACUUGAUUAAACCUAUGUUCAUCUCUAAAA
Messenger RNA from Notothenia coriiceps (black rockcod), 3816 nucleotides. It is a transcript of the gene acbd3, whose product is annotated as acyl-Coenzyme A binding domain containing 3. Lineage: Eukaryota; Metazoa; Chordata; Actinopteri; Perciformes; Nototheniidae. Bases 38 to 1672 code for a protein of 544 amino acids. The record is from RefSeq and is a predicted model, not a curated record. Gene Ontology annotation, cellular component: Golgi membrane. Gene Ontology annotation, molecular function: fatty-acyl-CoA binding. The transcript has 8 exons.